Molecule: messenger RNA, 2483 nt
Organism: Sardina pilchardus (European sardine)
Lineage: Eukaryota; Metazoa; Chordata; Actinopteri; Clupeiformes; Clupeidae
Product: coiled-coil domain-containing protein 138-like
Exons: 15
Coding region: 67-1947 (626 amino acids)
Source: RefSeq, a predicted model, not a curated record
GUUGGUUCAAAAACAACUACUGUCUAAGCUAAUGUCUAAUGCUAACGUCGGGGUUAGUGAUUCAAGAUGAACCAGUCAUCGGACACAGAUAUUGAUGCCAAAGUGGAAAAACUGAAGAAGAAGUAUCUUGAAAAGACACAACUGACUGACACUGCUGAAACCACUGACCACAAAUCAACACAUGACACCGAAAACGUUACGAGCACGGCGUUGACGUCUCCAACCAGACGUUGCUACUACCGCGAGAUCAAAUCCCACAAUAAAAAUUUGCAAGAGCUCUUGAAAGCUGUCACACGUCUUCCACUGCGGCUUGACAGUAAACACGCUUCGGAUGAGAGUGAUGAUGACUUGAAUAUUGAAUGCACUCACUCCAUGUUAGAGCCCAACAUCCAGUGUACAGAGACCGAUGUGACCCUACCCUCCAACGUCAGGGCAUUUUCAAGUCCUUCUGAGACAGAGCAUUUGGGCGAAAGACCUAAAAAUCAAAGACAGCCCUCCCCAUAUCUUCCCUCAUCUGCAUCAAGUCUCGGACAUGUCUACCAAGAGCUACUGGAGAUUUAUGAAAAGUUGCAAGUGGAGCGUCUCAGUCAGCAGCAAUGGGCUGCCAAGCUGCUAAAACAAGAGCAGCAGCUGGAGCAGAGGGAGAAGCUGCUGCUGCAGCACGAGGAGACCCUGCACAGCGUGUGUGGGGUGCAGGGGGAGGCGCACGGCCGCAUCCGCGCACGACAGCAGCAACAUCAAAUAGAGUUUGAGCAAUUGAACUUUGCUCUCAAAGAGAAGACAAAAGAGGGCAAGAGGCUCAAAUCAAGCUUCGUCACCAUCAAAGAUUUAAACGAAUCCUUGAAAAAACAGCUAACAGAUCUUAGUGAACAGAAAAAGAAAUUAGAGGACCAGUUAAAGAAAGUACAAGCCCGUCUACAGAACCUCCAGAGAAAGUAUGACUAUGCUGUGGCACAUAAAGGACAGGGAAAUGUUUGUCCAAAAAUGGAACUGAAACCCUCCAGACCUGAUAAGACUGACAAAUCUGUGCCUACUGUAAAACCAGUGAAGACACCAGGAAGCGGCACCUCUGGGAAGCUUCUGGCUCUCCUCCUGGACUGGGUUUUGGACAGCCAGCUGGUCCAGACUGUUGCGGGCGACGGCAAGAGCGGUCCUUUCCUACUUGAUAUGCCUCCCUCGGCCACGUCCCUCCACGAGAGGUGUGCAAAGACUUUGCCAGUGCUUACCGAACAACUUCAACAGGCUACAGAGAUCAACUCAUCCUUACAUCUACUCCUACUUAAAGUCAGCUACUGGUCUUUGAAGCAGUUGGAUCAGAGUUCCCAGACUCCGUUGACGUCCACCUUGCGGAGAUUAGGAGAGGAAAUGACCAAAGGCUCUCCGGACCCGAGUGCUCCCAGCAAGAGCAGGCCCUGCCCUCUGUUCAAAAGCCCAUGCCUUCACACAAGGUUCCUGUCUAUGCUGAUCAUCCUCAAAACCAUCUCUCAGGUGGACACGCUGGCCCAGGCUCUGGAGGCCCUGCUGGUGGAGCUGAGGGCGGAGGAGGGCCAGGCCCUGUUCCUGCACUACCAGGCCCUGCCCGUGGUGUCGGCGCUGCUCAGGGGGGGCAGCCCCGGCCUGCUGGCCCCCGCGCUGGACGUCCUCAUGCUCAUGUGUGGAGAGUCCUGGAUGCAGACUCAGUUCCUGGAGGCCUGCAGCACGGAGGACUUGUUCCGCACGGCCGCGCUGCUGCUGCGCAACCCUCGUCUGGAGCUGCCGCUGCUGGAGAAGGUCAUCAUGCUGCUGCAGAGACUCUCGCCCCUCAGGAAAAACAAGCGGCUGUUCGAGGCGUUCUCGCUUCACCUCGCGCUGCAGGAGAAGUACAGGACGGUUGACCCGACGCACACCUUCCUCCGUAUCAACCUCAGCUCCAUCCUCUUCAACCUGGGCAUGUUGACACGGCCGUAGACACACUCUCAAAAAAGGAAGCGUCGGAAAUAACACAUUGAUGUGUUUAGGUAAGAACAACACAGCUUGUGUUGUUUUGCAACACAAGUUGUGUUAUUUGUUACACAACGUGUGUUGAAAAUAACACAACUUGUGUUGGAAAACAACAAAAACUGUGUUGUCCUUACCUACCUAACACAUCCUUUUUGAGAGUGCACGCAGCCUUUUCCCCCUGCUUGUUCUCGCUCUCCUCUUGGGAGAUCUCUUUUCCAGUCGGCCGCACGGCCCAGUCUGUGCGUUUUAACAUUAUGAAGGCAUAUGCCACUAAGUAAUGUUUGUAAAUGUUAAGUUUGUAAAUGUGUUUUUUUUUUUUUUUUACUUUAUUGUGACAAUAUUAACUGAAUGUCUUUGAGGCAUUGACAGUUUUCCACAACUGCUGUCGCUACAAUUUACUGUAGGUUCUGUGGCCUUGCACUAUUCCAAUCAUGUGUUUAUGUGUGUGUGUUUUGUAUUUAUUUUUCAUAGGCUCUGUGCUAAUUAAAGCCUUCAAGAGAAAA